AUGCUGUUCGACUGUAUCGAGAAGAACUUGAAGACGUGGUUCGGGUUUUUCGGGUGCUUCGUGUACCGUCACGAGGUGUUCUUCCUGGUGGCACCGCUGUGCGUGAGCGGGCUCCUCGGGGCGGGGUUGAGCCAUGUCCGUACGGACAGUGACAUCGACUCGCUGUUCUCGCCGUACAACGCACCGGCCAGGAAGGAGCGGGCGGCGCUAGGCGGCCUGUUCCCCGUGGAGGAGCCUUGGGAGUACCGUAACCCCGUGCAGCACGGAGAAGGGAACUACGUGCGCGUGCUGCUGACCUCCCCGGGGGAGGGUAACAUUCUGACCGAGCGCUAUCUCCAGUGGGUCCGCUGGAUAGACGACAUCGUCACGAGCCAAGUCGUCACUUUCGGAGGGGUCAACUUCACCUACAGUGACAUCUGUGCCUUCGAAGACGGCGAGUGCGUCGGAGAAGAUUUCCGGCGUCUUCUCCAUGUCUUAGACAUUGGCUCCGGCUCCUUGUCCUACCCCGUGACGAUGUUAGAAGACGGGCAGCGGCUCUUUGUCGGGAACCUGCUCGGCAGGAUCGUCCCCGCCCCGAUCCGGAACCUCCUGACGUCCGUUGCGUCAGCCGGAGCCGUGCAGCUGCUGUACUACCUCAGGACCAACGACAGUCUGCACGAUCACGUCUCAAGACUCUGGGAAGACGAAGUGGAGAAGAAGCUCCUCGGACUCGAAACCCGCGACUUGCAGGUGGCGGUGUCGACGGCUCGGACUUUAGAGCGAGAGUACCUAGAGAACAGUGCGGGGAUCUCGGCCCGGUUCGCCGGUACCGUGCUGCUGGCGGUGUUCGCUGCGGGCGCCCUGUGCUUCACGGCCGACUGCGUGCGGAGCAAGCCCCUGCUCGGGGUGGGCGGCGUGGUCACCGCGUGCUUCUCCGGGCUGGCCUCGGCGGGACUCAUCAGUCUGUGCGGGGGAGCCUUCACCACAACCCUGGUGCCGCUCCCUGUCCUGCUGUUGGGCUCGUCGCUGCACGAUACCUACUCCAUGCUGUCGUCAUGGCGACAGACGAGCGAGCGCGAUGACGUCAAGACCCGGAUGUCGGAGACCUACCAGCGGGCCGUGGUUCCCAUGGUGUUCACUUACGUCAUCCAGGUGGGAUUUUUGUUUUUACAAACAAUAGAUAGCUACAGAGUACCGCAGCUGGCUGUGGUCACAAUUUGUAACUUACUCCUCUUCUUCCCACAGGAUGUCUACUUCACGGAAUUUGGGCCCAGGAUCGCUGUGAUCCUACGCGGCGACCUGCGCUACUGGGACCCUGCGGUUCAGGACGGGCUCGAAAACCUCACCCGGACGUUCGAGAGCAUUCCGCACAUCUCCGCGCCCGACACCGAUGCCUGGUUCCGAGACUACCGCGCCUUCCUAAACACGGUUGGCGGCCGCAAACGUGCGGACAAGCUAAAGUACAUCAAGAGGCUCCGGCAGUUUCUCAACACCACUGCUUUCCGUAGAUACAGACAUGACAUCGUGUUCAAAAACAAUCAGAAGAACAUUCGCGCCAGCAGGAUCUUCCUACAGAGCAAGAAAACAGCAAACUACAAGGAGUUGAUUGAGGUGAUGACCUCGGCACGAAAGGUCGCGAGAGAAAGCGACUUGAACGUGACCGUGUACAACCCGGCGUUCAUGUUCCUGGACCAGUUCGCGCCGAUUCUACCAGAAGCGUUGGAGAACCUUGGGAUCACCGGGUUCUGUUUUCUCGUGUUCGCGAUGUUUACUGUGACGAACUUCCGAAGCAGCAUGUGGGUGGCUAUCCUAACCAUGUCCGUCAUGACCGGUCUGAUCGGAUUUCUCACGGUCCUUGGCACUAACCUUGACCCGGCCACCUUGGGGUACUCCGUGUUUGCUUUGGGCUUCACGAUCCAGGCCACCUCUCCGACCGUGUUCGCGUUCGUGCGCGCGCAGGGCCCCACCAGGACUAAGUGCAUGCAGUCCACCCUGGUGUACUACAGUAUGCCUGUGGUGCAGACAUGUCUAACACUGAUGUUUGCGGUUUUGCCGUUCACCACGGCGCCGUCCUACAUCUUCUACAGCUUGUUCCAGGCGGUUUUCACGCUGUGCGCGCUGGUUUUGCUACACGCUUUGGUCGUCAUGCCUGUGAUCAUGACCGUGGUUGGGCCAUCCAAAGAGGAGGAGAUCACAGACUCAACAGCCAGCACGCCAAAUAAGGAAACGUCGUCCGGACCGUACCAAGUGUCGGCAGUCUGAGGGGUGGAGCUUAUAGACUCAACAGCCAGCACGCCAAAUAAGGAGACGUCGUCCGGACCGUACCAAGUGUCGGCAGUCUGAGGGGUGGAGCUCACGGACUCAGCCGCCAGCACGCCAAAUAAGGAAACGUCGUCCGGACCGUACCAAGUGUCGGCAGUCUGAGGGGUGGAGCUCACGGACUCAGCCGCCAGCACGCCAAAUAAGGAAACGUCGUCCGGACCGUACCAAGUGUCGGCAGUCUGAGGGGUGGAGCUCACGGACUCAGCCGCCAGCACACCAAAUAAGGAGACGUCGUCCGGACCGUACCAAGUGUCGGCGGUCUGAGCGGUGGAGCUUCUGUCUAUUCUAAACUGUCCAGCAUAGUUAGUCAAAUCAAAUUAAAAAGGACCUCUAAUUGAGGGUUGCUAGCUUAACGCUGACCAAAAAUACAUCUUAAGUAAUUAAGGGUUGUCAGCACCGCCCAUUAUCCCCACUCACGGUUUGUGUACAAGCAGAAAAGAACAUCUUGAUGCUAAGAUUCCAAAACUGUAGCUAGAUGUUGUUUUGUCCUUCAAUUGGUGGAUCCCCAAAAUUAACGACUGUGAGAGCUUGGACUGGCCCUAUUUCCAUACACUUUAAGCAAUUAGAUUGACUUAUUAAAACGACUUGAAAUUGCUGGACCUUAACAUGCAUUUUUAAACAAUAAAAUCGAUACUAUUAGAUACUUCUGCUUUUCACUGAAAAGUGGAAAAAUUCUUCCACAUGUGCUAUCUUUAGAGAGGUGCAAGAAGCAUCCCGACCAAACCUUUUAUAAAGCUACAUUUGUAACAUGAUCACCACUAUCUACAAAUCAAAAGGAGUCAUGGAGAUAAAAAAGAAUGAAACAACCUUCAUCUGUUUAUGACUUUUGUAAUAAAAUGACUACUGAACACAAUGCUGACUGUCUGUAUUGUACAUUUAUUCACAACUUUUCUUUAGGCCACACCAAUUUAAUUUCUUGGUUCACGGAUUUUUUCAUAAAAAAUAUGGAGCGAGAGGGCGAAAUAAAAAUAAAGAUAAAAAUUGGAAAAUGGUUGUGGUAAAGGUAACGGCUAAU
Molecule: messenger RNA, 3316 nt
Organism: Branchiostoma floridae (Florida lancelet)
Lineage: Eukaryota; Metazoa; Chordata; Leptocardii; Amphioxiformes; Branchiostomatidae
Product: patched domain-containing protein 1-like
Exons: 9
Coding region: 1-2241 (746 amino acids)
Cellular component (GO): membrane
Source: RefSeq, a predicted model, not a curated record